ACUGGAGCUACUCAUCUUUCAAUGUUAUUAUUUGCUCUCACCUUUUCCUCUUUAUUCUAGCACUCGGUUGUUGUAGCAGUAAUUGUAGCAGCGAUGCCGACGAAUAAAGCCUCCAAAUCUAAAAAGGCCAAAGGCGGGAAAGAAAAGAAGGAAGGCAAACGGGACUCGAAAACGGACAAAGAGUCGGACGUGGAGAAGGCCAAGGCCAACGCCGUCCUGUGGGAGCUGAGGUUAAAGGCCACCGAGCAGUCCCUGAGGGACUACACCGAGUCUUGUCAGAGGGUGGCACGCGCAAACGAGCAUCUCACCAAUCAGCUGUACCACGCGGAGAAAGACGCGAUCCAUAUAGCAGGCCACUGGGAGAGACAGCUGGCAGCUAAAGAGGAAAAGAUUUGUGUGCUGGAGAAUGCCUUACAAACUCAGCAGGCGCUUGCCCGAGAAGAGAAGGACAAAUUGGUCAGUGAGCUUAACAUGAUCCAGGAAGAAAUGAAGAAAAUGAAAGAGAUAGAAGUCCAAAGGGAGCAGGAUAUCGUUCACAUGAAACAAAGCAGCGAUGAUGCUUACAAGAAGCUAAUGCAACACCUAAGAGAGAAGGAGGAUCAGUUCUUAAAAGAAAUGGAACGCUUGGAGAAAGAAACAAAGGCAUGCAGUCAAACAAUGGCCAAGAUGGCGGAGGACCACCGUGAAGCCAUUGUGCGAUUGAAAGAUGCUUUGCACUCUGUGAUCAAGGAGCGCGAUUGCCUCAGGGACAAGCUGAAAUAUCACAUAAAGGAGGCAGAGGAUCUGCAGAAGUUAGCAAAGUUACUGACUGAGGAAAACACCUCACUGGCAUUGGACAAGAGCAUGUUGGAGUUGACGGUAAAGGACAACGCAGCACAGUUGGGGACUCAAAAACAGAAGCUAUCUGAGCUGAGGGCCGAGGUGGCUUCCCUGGAGGAGGCCCUACAGCUCAAAGCCGUGGAGAUUGAGCAGCAGGAGAAGAAGGAGAAGGCGAACCUGGUCACCAUCCAGGCCAGCCAGGUGGAGCUGGACAAGUUGCAGAAAGUGCUCGCGAUGCGAGAAAAGGAACUGAAGCAUGUGAAGCAACUGGCGAGCACCAUUGUAGCAAAGCGCCAAGAGCUGGAGGAGUUCUUCCAUGAAGCACUGGGUCGCGUGAGGAAGGAGAUCAAGGACAGCAGGCUCCAAUACAAAAAGGAGGCACUGCAGAGUUAUCGUAGGAGGUUUAGAGAAGCCACAGCAGGAAAGAUAAAGUUCCCACCCAUCCGCACCUUCCAUAAAACUGCCCACAGUACCAACUCUGUCUAUUCAGACAUGGAGGCGGCUGCGACAUGGACGGAUCGACCAGGGAACGAAGUUGAAAUCUCUGAUCUCACUUGGGAGCAAAAGGAACAAGUGCUUCAGCUUCUCUUUGCUAAAAUGAAUGGAUGCAGGGAAAGCCAAGUCAGCCGACAGGUGGCUCUGCCGGCCUCCACUGAGAAGAGGAGCUUCACGGAGAGCGAUGUAGCCGGAAUUAGAGAGGAGCUGUCCCCGGCGACCAUCAGCACCCCGGCGCCAUCAGAGUCCACGCUGCCCUCGCGGCCAGCCGCCCAGCCAGAUACACACAUCACGUGACCUCCGAGUGGCCUCUGUGUCUCACAUUAAACUGUGCUUGCGUGUUUCUUCAAGAGUGUCAACUCAACUAGAAUAUAGGAUGUUUGUUUGUGCUUGUUCAAAAUAUCUUACCAUGCACGCAUGUGCGGUGUGGCAUGCGAGUGCUUUUGCACGUUCUGUCUGUUGUAACUCAGUUAAAAAAAAAAAAAAAAAAUCUAUUUGUGACUACAGAGUGCUGAUAAGAACAAAUGUAACAGAUGACAUGAGGAUUUCACUUUACUCACACGCCUCCUCAUUACCUCCACUUACAUCCUUUUUUUUUUUGCAUAUUUGCACCUUCCAGCAAGGAUGUGACAAGCAGUUAGAACAGAAGUAGCAUCUUAUGAUGAGCUGAACAGCUGGGUCACCUGUACAAAUGAAUACAUUUUGUAUAGCCGCUGUUAAUGUUAAGUUAGAAUUCAACGCUCAAGGUGCACCCUGGACAGGCCAGUAGCCAAUGGUGGAGCCUGAUUUUACAGUUGUGGGCACAGUUGGUUCACAGAACCCCCCCAUCCACACCCACCCAUGUGGUAAGUGGUUAAAAAGAAUGGAUGGAUAGGGGGAUUGAUCAUUUUUGAGGGGUUUUAUCCUUUAUUAUGAUAGAAAAGGUGACAGUAGAUUGGAAAGCUGGGAGAGAGCAGGGGAAGAUGCUCAGGGCUGUUUCAAACCCAGGCCUGUAAAAUUUACAGCUUAUCGGUCAGUUGCUCAAUCCGGUGAGCUGUAGUGGUGUCUGUGUAUCGAUAGAUUUGAUAUAACGUGUCAGCACAUUGACUCUCCUCAUGUUACUGACAUAUUAGCCUAUAUUAUCUGAUGAGUCAUAUACACAGCACUAGAACGUAAGCUUGAUAAGAAUCAGCACAGUGGAGGUGCAGCAUUUGCACAUUAAGGCACUUGAUGAAUGGAUAAACAUGAGGCACGUU
Oreochromis aureus is the source of this 2549-nucleotide messenger RNA. RefSeq names its product basal body-orientation factor 1 (gene bbof1a). The record is from RefSeq and is a predicted model, not a curated record. The transcript is spliced from 11 exons. NCBI's taxonomy places the organism in Eukaryota, Metazoa, Chordata, Actinopteri, Cichliformes, Cichlidae. The coding region runs from base 94 to 1611 and encodes 505 amino acids.